AUGAUGGCUAUCACCCUCUACCUCGAGGAUGUGUUAUGUGUAUUGUUGUUGACGAUGAUGACCAUGACCUUGCCAGACACUACUGCCCCAGUCGACAGCCAACCAUCAUCCAGCACAACGACAACAACUGGAACAGUUCCAGUCGAGCCUCAAGAGGGCAAGAUCGAGGGCGACGAGCUCAAUCAGUUGCUGGCAAAGAUCCCAGACACUUACAAACUGUCAAAGGUCGACACUGACAUUAGAGGAUUCUCUGAUGACUUGAGGCCAGUCACAGCCAAGCCAUUCGAGCCAGUGCUCAACGUGGCCGACAAUGUAAAGUUGAAGUUCCCUCCACCAGCAGUGCCCCAUCGAACUGAGGCCGAGCGUCGCGAGCAGGAGCAGAAGGAGAAGGCUGCCGAGGAGGAGCGCAGACGACUGGCCGCCAACGUCAACCAGUCGACAUCGCCCGUGCCUGCCAUCUCGCCGCCACCUAAGUCGCCAGAGCCCGAGCCCAUCGUCUCACCCAAGAAGAUCGAGAAGCAGAAGAGUCUGCUCGCAUCGGGCAUGGAGAAGCUGGCCAAGAAGCGCGAGGAUGAUAAGGCCAAGGAGGAGCUGACAGCUGUGUCCUACUUCUCUUCAGGCCACCAGAAGGAGAUCGACGCAGUCGUCGAGAUCACCUUCACUCACGCCCUCCCAGUCGUCUGCGCCGAGUCUGGCGCGCUUUACUGGGUGCCAGAGAUCACUCCAGCCAACGCUGGGCACAACGCCGAGAACCCAUCGCAGGGCUGGAAGUACGUGGCCGAGGAGAACAAGCUGGUGUACACGCCCGUUCAGCCAUGGGCACGCAGCACCAAGUACACCGUCAAGAUCCCCUCAGUCGCCAAGCUGACCAACGGUCAGACCGUCUCCUUGAAGGAGGCCACCUACGAGUUCUCCACCGUCACUCUCGACAUUGCCGCCACACUCGAGCGCUCAUCCACCACUGUGCGCUACCCAACCGUGCAGACCAUCUUCAUCGCCUUCACGCAGCCCAUUACCCCAGCCGACGUGUUGUCGCACGUCAAGAUUGCUGGACUUGCCGACUCUCACGAUCCCAACACCUUGCAACUUGUCAGUGAGGAGGCCAUGAAGGAGGACCCAUCGCUCAACGCACUUGUCACUGCUCACGAGGGCAAGUGUGUUGGAAUCAAGCCACUGUUUGGUCUGCAGGCCAACCACGAGAUCACCGUCACUCUCGUCCCAGGCAUCUCCUCCACUGAGGGUCCACUCAAGACCAUCGUUCCCUUCACCUUCCAGUUCAACACCGUCAUGCUCUUCAAGUCCAACGUUGAGUUUGUCAACAAUGCCGUCAAGGUUUCCUUCGGUGGUCAGCUCGAUAGCAAGGCCCCAAUCACUUGGCGACCAACCAUUACUCCAGCACCACCCGCUGGUGAGUGGGAGAUGGACGCAAGCUCCAUGACCUACAGGACAACUCUGCCAUGGGCAUGCAGCACAACCUACGUUGUCACGUGCGAGAAUGGACCAAGCGACAUGUACGGACAGCCAUUGGAGAAGCAGAACUUGACGUUCAGCACACCUCUGAUCGAUGCCCAGGUCACCGUCUGGGGCACCUACGUCCCAACCAUUCCCGUUCCACCAGUUGUCCCUGCUGCAGAGGGCAGCCCUGCCGUCGUGUUGCCAAUUAGACACGUUGACCCACUGCCAACUCUCUACCACCACAACGCCGUCAUCUUUGUCAAGUUCAACCAGAUCGUCAACACUGAGCACUUUGCAAAGGAGAACAUCAGCGCCAAGACCACCGCCAAGCUCUUGGCCAAGAACAUCGAUCUUGUCCUGCUGACCCAGGAGGAGCUCAACAAUCGCCGGACCACACUUCAGCCAUUCCCAGACUUUGUGCUCGACCCAACUCAGGAGGGCAAGUGGGUGGCCGUCGGCGCACCCAAGGGCUUCCCAGAGGAGCAGAAGAUCAGAGUGGAGUUGCACAGCGAGAUACAGUCACGUGAGGGUCCAAACAAGACCACCCUGUCUCUCAAGACUGGCUUCGACACAGUGCCAUCAUUCGACGUCUCUGUCAAGUUUGGCCAGCUGAACGACAUCUUUGUCGUCGACUUCACCCAGGCCAUCCUCGAGAGCGUCGUCCAGUACAACGCUCCAGAGACAGUCCGCGUCACCCCAAUCAUCACACCACCAAUUGCUGAUGGCCAGUGGGUUGCUCGCAGCGCCACUUCGCUGUCUUUCACCAGCGUCACCCCACUGCCCCUCUCGACUCAGUUCAAGUUGGAGGUACCAACUACCAUCAAGUCGCUCAGUGGACGCUCGCUCGAGAAGCCACACAUCUCCCAUCACACUACAGAGCGACAGAGCAUUGUGCGCGUGUCUCCCAACUCGGGCGCCACCGUGCACGUCGAUCAGGUGUUCUACGCACUGUUCACUCAGGAGGUCGAUGUUGACAGCACAGUAUCUGCGAUCAAGAUCGCCACCGACGAGAAGCUCAAGCUGUUCAAGCACAAGAUUGAGGUCGAGGCAGUUCCCAUCGAUGCCAACCUCAACCUGCUCGACAUCUUCCCUUCCGCCGAUCCCACUGCCCCAGUGCCCGCCCACAACAAGGUCGUUGCCUUCCGUGUUCCCAAGUUCCUUCCACACAGCACCACUGUUAAGUUGGUCUUGUCUGCAGGUAUUGUGUCCAAGGCAGGAUCAUUGCCAACUGUCCAUGAGCUUGGACCUUACACCUUCCAUGUGGAGGACAGAUUCCAGAUUAUGGUUAAGUCGAUGGUGUCAUAUGAGCUCGAUUCAAUGUUGCCCAUCUCGAUUCCAUUCAACAGAUCACUCAGGACCAAGGUUCCAGUGCCCGUGAUCACCUCGCCAAAGAAGCAGGGACGUUCAGUCUCUGUGGAGUCCAAGGCCAAAUCCGAGGCUACAAGCAGCAAGUCUGAGAAGGGCAAGGCUUCCGAGAAGAAGGGUACCACCGAGUCCAAGGCACCAACUGCUGAGGAGCCAAAGCCAACCACUACCGAGGCUGCCGCUACCCCCUCUGACAAGCCCGCCGCUGAAACUGUCUCUGACAAGCCAGCUACCGAGUCAGACAAGCCAGCCGCUGCUCCAGCUGCUGAGCCAGAGAAGCCCGCAGCUGAGCCAGAGAAGGCUGCUGCAGAGCCAGAAAAGGCUGUCGCAGAGCCAGAGAAGGUUGCAGAGCCAGAGAGGCCUCAGGCUGAGCCCACAACCACCACGACCACUACCACAACCACCUCCACUCAGGCACCCACUGCUGGUGAGCAACCAUCAUCCACUUCUAACGAAGCUUCAACUAGCGCAGUGCCACAGGAGGCACCUCCUGCUGUUAAGCCAGCUGAGGAGUUGGUUGACAUUGAUUGGUCCACAUUGGCAACUAUCCAGCCAGCAGUCGCUGGUCGCUGGAGCUACAUCUCGAGCGGAGGCGCACACAGCCUAAUCUUUGAGCCCACUAACGUGUGGACCAAGAGUCAGGUGUACACUGUCACAGUCGACAAGCACAUCCAGUCCUCGUUCUCAGAGACCCUGGAGAAGGACUUUGUCGCCAAGUUCACCACCCCAUCGAUCCGUGUGGUUGAGCAGUAUCCCAAGGAGUCGGUCACCGUGUCAAUCGAUCGCGCAAAGUUCAUCUGUCUCACAUUCACUCAGGACGUCAACGCGCAACAGGUUGCCAAGGUCAUUGAGUUGGAAGUGUUUGACGCCAAUCACAAGCGUGUGAAGAAGACUUCAGCAUCGUUGGCCUCGGAUGAGGACAAGGCUGCCAUCACUGACAAGACCUUGAAGGCUUUGUUGGAGGGCUCAGAGAGACGUCACGUGCUCAUCAAGAACCCAGUCGUCAGUGCCAACACUGUCGUCCAUGUCACAGUGGGACCGGCCAUACCAUCGGCUGAGGGUCCCGCCAACAGUGGAGACUACCAACACAAGACCAGCUUCAAUGUCAGCGACAACCUCAGGAUCCAAUCAUUGCGACUCACCCCAGACAACUAUGUUGAGAUCGUGUUGAACCAGCACUUGAAGAUGGACUUCCCAUCUGCAGAGCCAGCAUCACCAACCCCAGCACCAGCACCAGCCCCAAUUGAUGACAGCAACAACAACAACAACAGUGAGGCUGCAACAUCGUCGACAACCACGACCACGACCACAACCACGACCACCACCACUACCGCAUCGGCAGGAUCACCAGCCAGCACUUCAGCUGCUCCAAUCGUUCCAACAGCUGCACCCUUACCCGAGGGUCUGCCAUUGCCAGUUGGUUGGUGCCCAAUCAUAUUGCCAGAGCCACACACUAGCACAAAGUGGAUUGUAUUCCGCCACAAGAACCAUGAUGUCAUUCAUGGUGUGCCUGAGGGCAGGUUCCCAGCCUCGACCAACUACACGGUCAACAUGUCCGAGCACAUGGAGUCAAUCUACAACGAGUUGUACAUUCGUCGCGACAUUGAUGUCAACACAUUCUCCACUGCCUCUAUCGAGUUGGUCGACUCCAUCCCAAAGAACGCCACUCAGACUGUUCUGAUCUCGCGUCCAAUCCUCAUUCUGUUCAACCAAAAGGUGGACAAGGCAUCAGUUCUCAAGCACAUGUCGGUCACAAUCAGCAACAGGAAGCAGAAGAAGAAGAAGGUUCAGUUCGAGUUGUCCGAGGACUACUCGGCCAUCGAGGGCCAUGCCGACACCAACAAGGAUCACUGGGUGUCGAUCCAGCCAACUGGCGGCGCCAAGUUGUUGACCGAGACCACUUACCAUGUGUCUUUGAAGGAGGGCAUUAACUCCCGCGAGGGUGUCGUCGAGUCCAGCAAGGAGUUCGAUUUCACAUUCGAGACCAACACGACCAAGGUCGACGUGCGCGUUGUGGACAGCUUCCCUACCAUCACCUUCUCGCAUCCAGUGUUCAGCAUGGGCGAGAUCCCCGACAUCACCGUCAAGCCAGACCCCGGCAUGCCCAUUCGCUGGGUGGUCGUCACUCCCAGCAGCGUGCGUUGCGAGGAGAACUUCCAGAUCUGGAAGCGCGCAACCGAGUACACUUUCACCCUACCAGAGAACCUCGCGUCAAAGGACCGCGGCUUCCUUCUCGAGGCCAACCAGCUCAAGAUCUCCACUCCAGUCAACUACGUGCUGAACAUGAGCCCUGCUCCACAUCGUCCAGCCGGCGUCUACUGGGUGCGCUUCUUCCAGCGUAUCGACCCAGCUCGCCAGAUCGAGUACCUCAAGCUUUCAUCCAACAAGGGUAUCUUCAAGAUGAAGCACAGCUACAAGGUGCGUCUGGCCACCGAGGCCGAGAUCGCCGAGGAGAUCAAGCAGUCGCCUGGCCCCUCCAUCGCCCUGGCCGGCCAUCUCCGCGAUAACCCCGAGAACAUGAUGGUGUUUGUGCCAGUCUCACCUCUGGGCAAAGAGGAGGUCUCCAUGGAGAUCACCAAGAUCACCUCCGAGGAGGGUCCACUCGUCAGCGACUCGCCCUACACCAACAAGUUCCACUGCGUGCAGCCAUUUGCUCUGAACGACGCCCCCAAGAAGGUCGUCGAUCUUCACACUGAGGACAUUGGCUACUACUUCAACAAUCGCCUGAACACCGCCAUUGACACCGAUCACAUCACGAUCGAGCCUGCUCCCUCCACCGACUACCAGAUCAGCGUCAGUGGACGCAGCCUGUCCAUCAAGAAGCUGUUCCCACCCGGAUUCAGGAACGUCGAUCAGAUAUUCAAGGUCACGCUGUCCAAGGACAUCAUGGACUGCUAUGGCCAGCGUCUUGGUCAGGACAUUGAGACCACCUACCGCGCAAUUCCCGCGCCUUUCAACUACGACCUGUCUCUUGGCUGGACCUACGCCCAGCUCGACCAGACCGUGAUCACUGUGGACCCAGCCCAGCAGACACCCUCAGUCUGCAUUCGCACAUUGAACCUGCGCCAAGUCCGCGUGCAGUUGUACCGCCUCAACGCACACACCGACUUCCACUACUUCCAGCAGGAGAAGCUGCCUCUUGCACCACCCGCUGAGGACUUCAAGCUCAAGUGCGGCGAGCUCGUCUACAACCACGUGUUGGACAUUGCCGACAUUGAGAAGGACAAGGUCAUCGAGAGUUACAUUGACAUCACCGCCGCGUUGGACGCUGAGACCCACGUCGGCCAGGUUGGAUUCGUCGUUCUCCCAACUGCCGAGUCCAUCUAUCCAAACAAGCCAACUAGCCGCUUUGGUGUCAAGACCUGGGUGCAGAGCACACACCUGGGCGUUGGAGCCAUCUGUGAUCAGAACCACAUCACAGCCUGGACCAACAAUGUGUCUGACGGCAGCAUGCUUGCAGGCGUCAAGGUCACCUCCGUGUCCACCGUCAACGUCACCCAUCAGUCUCGCACUCUUGGUCGCAAGGACAAGGCUGGCGACAACACCAUGCAUCGCGCCGUAGGCACCUUUGUCGAGGGCACCACCAACGAGGAGGGUAUUGCUCAUAUGCCCACUCAAACCAACUACGCCCAGAUGUACCUGAUUGCUGAGCGCGGCAUCGACUGCUGCAUUCUCCCACAGGUGUUUGUCAAGACCAACAAGGUGUACCGCAGUCUGUCAUGGCACGUCUUUGACGAUCAGUCACUGUACCGUCCAAAGGGCACAGUGCAGGUCAAGGGUUACCUCCGUCUGCUGAACCGUGAGUCCACCGACCACAAGGUCGCCGUGCACACUCUGGCACCCGUCCAGCUCAAGUGGGUUUUGGAGGACGCCGUCAAGAACCACGUGGCCAAGGGUGACACCAAGCUCAAUGCAUUUGGACAGUUCAACUUUGGCAUCAAGCUCACCGACUCGAUCAACCUUGGCAAGACCUGUCUGACAUUCACCGUGGACGACUCUGAGAAGGAGCUGGUCACCCUCGCCACUGGCACAAGCAAGCCAGCCAAGUUCAAGGCUUCCGAAGUCGAGCUGCGCCAGUUCAAGCACUCGUUCGACGUGCAGGAGUUCAAGCGUCCAGAGUUCCUGGCCACCUCUGAGCUUCUGUCCAACGAGACUGAUCGUUUCAGCGGUUUCACCAUCGUCCAGGCCAAGUCAUCGUACUUUGAGGGCGCUGCUCUGUCCGAUACCGAGACCAGCUGGAACGUCAGCUCGUCCGUCGGCACUUAUCGCCCACCCGGCGAGUCACUCAUCAAGUAUGAGUUUGGCGUGCCCACCGAGCUGAAGAACACUGAUGGCUCCAAGCGCAGCAAGACACUCAAGGGUCGCACUGCCGAGGACGGCACACACGCUGUCAAGAUCGCAUUUUCACGGUGUCGUUCCCCAGCCACCAUCGCCAGUAUCAUCAACUCCACCGCCAGAGUCAUCCUCCACCCAUCAAACUACUAUGUUGGCGCGUACUUCCCAGUCGCCGCUGGUGGCAAGCCAAUCACCAUCACCGACUCGUCAGUCACUGAGCCCCUUCUCAUUGACUUUGUCGUCGUGGACAUCAAUGGCAACCUGUUGGCCGACGUACCUUUGAACAUCGCAGUCGAGUCCACUGCUGGCCUCAACACCUCUGAGACUGCCUACAAGCUGGUUGAGACCCUGAGCUCAUUGGCUCAGCCACUCAAGCAUCAGCUUAAGGUGAAGCAACCAGAGCUCAAGCCUGAGCUCGAGUCUGUGAGCUACAAACUCACCGUCUCUGUGUUUGAUACUGAUAGCAAGGAGAGUGUCACAAUCAUUCCAUUCAGCGUUGCAUGGAAGUUGGCCAAGUUUGUUGUUUCCGAGGCAACAACAACCAGUACCACCUCUACCACCGCCGAGUGCAGCCACGCCAAGACCAGCCCACCAACCACCAAGCAACCAGUGAUCACCAACACCAACGGUGAGCCAUUGCUCAACUUUGCCAAGCUUACCAAGCAUGAGCACAUGUUCUCCUUUGACAAGGAGCUGUACCAGAUUGGUCAGGACGCUGUGAUCACCUUCGACCCACCCUUCCCAGGCGCCUUCUCAGCCGUGCUCACUGUCCUCAACAACGGUGUCAUUGCAAGCAAGUCAUUCCACAGCGAUGGCAACACAAACAGCCGUCCACAGACCACACUCAAGAUGCUUGAGGAAUGGGGCCCAUGCUGCACAGUGCAGUGCGACCUCUGGUACGCCGACCGUCUGGACCGCUUCCAUGACAAGCACGACACCAACAUUGAGAUGUCCACCAAGAAGUUGAGCGUCACCAUCACACCAGAGGAGGAGGAUGUCGAGCCAGGCAGCACCACCAACAUUGAUAUCGUGGUGCGCGACCAUACUGGUACGCCAGUCAGUGGCGCCGAGGUGUGUCUGCUCGUCGUUGAUGAGUCGAUCCUCUCGUUGACCAAGUACUCCAUCCCCGACCCACUCAAGACCUUCUACCCAACCAAGGGCAACCCAUACCCACAGUCCACUCCAUUCCACGGAGUAAGCUCAACAAGCGUGAUCCUCCAGCCCAAUGCCAAGACACCACUCAAGGCCAAGAUUGUCGCCCCUCCCGCAGCUCAACCAGUUGCCCCUGAGACCACCACUACUACUACCACGACCACCACAACCACCACAACUUCCACAGAUGGAAGUGAACCAUCCAGCUCAACAGCUACCAAGAAGAAGCCAGAGAUCGUGGUUGAGGACGACGAGCCAGUACUGGCUGAGACGACCCUCGAUUCAAGCCUGCCAGCACCAGGAUCUGCUUCAACCCCAGCAUCAUCGCCAUCAUGGAACGCGCCAUCCAACUCUUCAAGCUCUCAAUCACCCGUGAUGUUUGAUAUCUUGGACACAGCCGGCUGUGAGGAGUUCAGCGCCAUGCGAUCAUUGUACAACAAGACCUCCAAUGCCUUUAUGAUCGUCUACUCGAUCAUCUCGCGUGUCUCAUUCAACGACGCCAUCACAUUCUACGAGCAAUUGCUGCGCGAUCGCGACGUUGAGAAGGCACCAUGCGUGCUGGUUGGCAACAAGAACGACUUGGAGGAUCAGCGUGUCGUGACCACAGCCGAGGGCCAAGAGUUGGCCGACAAGUACGGCAUGACCUUCUUCGAGACAUCUGCCAAGAACAGAGUCAAUGUGGACGUUGCCUUCACAACAUGUGGCAAGAUCGCCCUGCGCUCUGGCACCGUGACCAACAAGGACAUCAAGCUGGCCGUGCUUGGCUCUGGCGGCGUGGGCAAGUCUGCUCUCACUGUCCAAUUCAACCAGGGAGUAUUUGUUGAGGCUUACGAUCCAACCAUCGAGGACUCAUACCGCAAGCAGGUGAUGAUCGACGACGAUGAUGUCUACGCCUCGAGCAGCUACCCCAAGUCAAUGGCAAAGAAGAAGGGAGGCAUGUCAUUUGGCUUUGGCACACUCAGAUCACCCAAGCCCAAGAAGAGUGUCUCACCUCCACCACGCUCGGUGAACACCCGUUCGCGAUCCAAGACCGAGGAGGCACCAAGACAGAUGCUCCAAUCAGCCGGUCUCUCGCAUGCCGCUCCCUCGCCAUCAUCUGAGAGUCUGCUCAGCGCCAUCUCUGGCGGUGCCGCACUCAGCGACAAGAAGGACAGACGUGACAAGGAGUCUGAGGAGAAGGCCAAGGUAGCCGACGAUGACUGGUCCGACAACCAGGACGAGGCCAACCACGCCGACGCCACAGAGGAGGAGUCCGAGGAAGAGGAGGAGUUGGACAUGAUCGCCUUGAUGCGUGUCAACUUUGACGCUCUGGCUAACUUCACGCCAUCGGUUGUCACCAACGAGCAUGGAGUCGUCAAGAUCCCAGUGACAUUGCCAGACAACCUGACACGUUACCGUAUCUGGGGUGUUGUCAACAACGCCGAGCAGAAGUUUGGCCAGGCCGAGUCGUUGGUCAACGCCAAGAUUCUGUUGUCAACUCGUUGCGUGCCACCCCGCUUCCUGAGCCUGAACGACACUUGCGAGAUCAGUGUCGUCAUCAACAACACAUCGAACAGCGAUAGGAUCGUCAAACUUGGUGUGCGCGUGUCCGAUCAUCUCCAGAUCGAGCUCGCCGGCAACAGCCCCACCAACGUCUACGGACAGUUCGCUCUGGUGCCCAAGCGCCGCAGAAGAGCUUUCACAUUCAAGGUCAGGACCGUCAAUGUGGGCCACUCGACCAUCCAACUGAGUUGUGUCAGCGGCAAGUAUGGUGAUGCCAUGGAGGUCGCCAUCCCCGUGAACCUGCCACCCACCACCAAGACCGCUUCCGUCUACGGCACAAUCGACGCCAGCGAGCCAAUGGCCAUCCAGGAGAUCAAGUUGCCCGAGGACUCGCUGCCCUCGUAUGGUAGCUUCGAGCUCGACGUUAGCUCCACCAUGCUCCAGCAUCUGAGCGACGCCGCUCUCGCACUCUACGAGUUCCCCUAUGAGAGGACUGAGAACUUGGCCUCUAUCGCCAUCGGUAUGGUCUCACUGUACAAGAUCCUGGGCGACCAAAAGCUCAAUCAGCUGCCCAAGAGCAAGGAGCUCAAGAAGCGUGUUGCGACCAUCGCCUCCCAGCUGGUCAAUCGCCAGACUGACGACGGCGACUUCUACACAUGGGGCUCACGAUUCUUUGGCAGGGGCGACUUUGAGUCAGUCCAUGCCGUUCACGCCAUUGCAUUGUUGAACGAGAAUGGCUACAGCGUGCCCAACCCAGUCACCAACAGGUGCACAGCCUUCUGCCAGAACUACAUUGAGGCUCACCUGAUGUCCAACAACGAGUUGGAGCUGGCCACGACCGCCUACGCCCUGUAUGUGCUGUACCAACUGCACUCUGUCAAGAAGAACAAGUUCAAGGUGGCCGAGCUGGCCGUGCGCUUCUACCAAUCGCACUCAUUCUCUGUGUUCAACCUGGAGAGCUUGGCCUGGAUCCUCGGCACACUCGCCGACAGCCAGUUCCAGAAGAAGCGCGAUGAGAUCGUCGCCUACAUCGUCAAGAACGCCAUCGAGGAAGGCAACUCAUACACCUUUGUCAACUACUAUGACAAGCUGAUCCGCACCCAGCUCUUCCACGACCCAGUGCGUACAUGCGCCGUGAUCCUGCGCUCGAUGGUCAACUCCAAGUGCAACCACGACAUCGUGCCCAAGAUCCUGCUGGGCCUGCUCGACCGCAAGGUCAACGGUGUCUGGACCAACAUCCAGUCCAACUGUUGGGUGAUCACUGCCAUUGCUGACUACUCAGCCGUCUACGAGAAGGCCGUUCCCAAGUCUGUUGCCCGCGCCUGGUUGAUCAAGAACGCCAACGAUGCCGCCAAGCUCACCGGAGUGUACUGCGGCCAGACACCAACGUUUGAGGGCAGAUCGACCAUCUCCUACUCAAUGGAGAUCCCCGUCGCCACCCUGUUCACCAAGAAGGAGAUUGAUUACAAGCUGCCAGCACACGUUGUCGUCGAUGGCAAGCAAACUGUCAAGGGCAGAUCCAAGACCAGAGAGGAUGUCAAGACCUUGGGCAAGGGCAAGGGUGCUGCAGUACUGAGCGCCAUGCAAGAGGAGUCCGCUGCCUCAUCAUCCACCACUGCUACUCCACCUGCAACACCAACAACACCAGCCCAACCAACUCCAACCGCCACCGCCACAGAGACUACACCAUCUACCGCUACCACCACCACCGCGACCGAGCCAUCAACUGCCACUACCACCUCCACAUCUGAAGUCCCAGCUCAAUCACCCGAGAUAACAGCUGAGCCAAUCACACCAACUACCACCACCACUACAACUACCACCACCUCCACUACUGACAGCGCACCAACUACUACAGCCACCGCCCUAGCUACCACUGCCCCAACCACCGCCGCUGACACCACCGCCACUACCACCACCGCGACUUCAUCCAACAUCACACCCGAGUCUGAGAUCUGGAUCCAGAAGGAGGGCAAGGGAAGACUGUACUACAGGUUCAACAUCAAGUACUCACCAAGCGACUUGAAGCUGGCACCAGAGUACAAUGGAUUCGAAGUGACAAGAUCUUUCGAGCCAAGAACCGCCGACGACAAGGUAGAGUUUGACUGCUUGGCCGGUACACUCAAGAUGCGUGUUGGCUCCCAAGCCAUCGUCACACUCAAGGUGACCACCGAGCACACCAGAUACAACACUGCCCUCAUCGACAAGUUGGCCGGAGCCUACCAAUCAAUCGAUCACAACGAUGUCAAGACAACUGACCUGUGGCAAUUCUUCAACUUUAGAGACGAGCGCACUGAAGUGUUCUCAUCGAUCAUGGAGGCUGGCACGUAUGAGUUCAAGUACACUGUCAGAGCUACAUCAAGAGGAGAGUACCUUGUGCCACCAGCAAGCAUUGAAGAGGUCUACGAACCAGAGAUCAGCGCAAGAUCAGACUCAUUGAGACUUAUUGUCGAAUAA
This is a messenger RNA of Acytostelium subglobosum LB1, 12246 nucleotides long. RefSeq lists its product as hypothetical. NCBI's taxonomy places the organism in Eukaryota, Evosea, Eumycetozoa, Acytosteliales, Acytosteliaceae. The record is from RefSeq and is a predicted model, not a curated record. The transcript has 6 exons. The coding region runs from base 1 to 12246 and encodes 4081 amino acids. Gene Ontology annotation, molecular function: endopeptidase inhibitor activity; GTP binding; GTPase activity.